AUGCCUCGCAAACCAAAGCCAGACCCAUGGCAGGACUUCUGUCUACCGUCUAAGCGCUCACCGAUGAUCCAAAAGUCAGGUGCAGCGGCAGGCAAUCUCACGCUCAUCUCUAAGAAGCCGAACCUCACCCUCAGUCACGGUCCGAACAAGUUCGAUCUCAUGCGCCUACCUUCCGAAUUGCGUAUCGAGGUGUACAAGAAGCUGCUACCAAGGCAGUGGCCUGGCCUCUGGGUCCGUCCCCGCCCGAAGACCUCUUCAGCUGAUGUUUCGCCCUUCGUACACUGCAGACCACCUAAAGCCAAAGAUCGCGCAACUUUGGUUCGCUUGAACGGCUACGGACGAAAGGACUGGCAUGCCAUCCGAGUCUUGAAUAACAACUGGAACCCUCUUCAACACGAAGUCGCCCUAAUAGCACCGCUACUCAAUCUCGCCAAGGCCUCACGCACAACACGCGCAGAAAUCAUCGCCUUGCUCCACAACCUCAGCUGUUACGGAAUCCCUCGACCAAUCUUCUUACCAUCCGCAGUUCCCAAUCACUCAGUCAUUACCCCAUUCAAUCUCCAUACGUACCUCUCCCAGCGCUUCUUUACCCAAGUGUUCGCGCACCACCCCAAGAUCGACUACCUCCAGCUCAGUGGCGUCCACACCCAUAAAGUUCCGACGUACUGGGGCACACGCUACGAGGUCGCUGACCUUCGGCUGAUGAAGUUCAUCCUCGACAACACGCAUCUCGAGCGCGUUGUGGUUAUCCGCCAAUACAGUCGUUUCUGCGAGGGCUACGACAUUGACCAAUGCUCGGGCGAGAUCGCAAUUGUGACCGAGGCGGGGUUUGAGUGGCAUUUUGCUAAAGGUAGGCACUGGUACGGCGGGGAGAUUCUGGUGGACGUUGAGUUGAGCAAGUGGGAAAGCGCAAGACGCGCGAGGGCUGUGAAGGAGUGGAGAGGGGACAAGCAUAACGAGGAUUACGACUCCUCUGGGACUUCAAAGCCUGAUUUUCACAAUGGAUGGAGAUUUCGUCAUAAGAGAUACAGAAAUCAUCAGAACGAUCUCGCGAUGCGUCACUUCUGGGGACCGCUACCUUGA
Cyphellophora attinorum is the source of this 1083-nucleotide messenger RNA. RefSeq lists its product as uncharacterized. The record is from RefSeq and is a predicted model, not a curated record. The transcript has a single exon. Lineage: Eukaryota; Fungi; Ascomycota; Eurotiomycetes; Chaetothyriales; Cyphellophoraceae. The coding region runs from base 1 to 1083 and encodes 360 amino acids.